AUGGAGUCGAAUGUGGUCUCCGCCAUGAAGGGCGAUAAAUUGAAGGAUUCUCCUCAAUGGAGAAACUGGUUUGCAAGAGUGAAGCUUUUCGCUCGCCAGAAGAUGGUGUGGGACCUCGUAAACCCACAGAUUGAGGAGGAUGAACUCGAGCAGCCUAUGCGCAAGCCGAGGAGACCUCAAUAUCCAGAGGGCGGGAGUGAGAAUGCCAAGCGCGAAUGGAGAGAUCGGCUUGAUAUCUAUAAGCUUGAUCUAGCGGAGUGGGAACAGCAGACAAAAGGGCUAGAUGCUGUGAAUGAGUGGAUCAUUGCCAACCUCGAUCCUAUCCAUCAUGCCUUCCUGCUUGAUUAUGAGACUCCGUAUGAGCGAUUAGUGUAUCUCGAGACUCGAUUUGCCCGAUCGAAUGCGUACGUGGAAGAUAUUCGUGCCCAGUGGAAGCGGUUCUCAUCAUCUCCUCCAAGGAAAGGUGUUGAUAUCAAUCGCUGGCUAGCCGACUGGAAUACCCUAAGGGUACAAGCGGUUAGAUUAGAUUUGCCUGGGGUUAAGAGUGCGAAUAAGGUUUUCCUUCGUGCAGUGAAAGACAUCUUGCCUACCUGGUGGCAAGCGAAGUACGAGUCUAUCAUCAUGAAUCAUGAGGAUUGGGAGACUCGAGACCUGAUUGAGAACUUCCGAGGGUUCUAUCAGAAGAUGAUGCCUCAAAAACAAGCUAGUACGAUCUCAAAAGCUUCGUUUUCAACAUUCCAAGACUUCGAGGAGGCAGAAACAGAUUCAGAUCAGCCUCAGCAGCAGAAGCCAUCACCGAAACAAGGAAGCAAACCACCGAUCCCUAAGCGCUGGUGUCCUUGUGGAAAUCGAGGGCAUAAACUCUGGCUUUGCUACAUGAUUAAUGACGCUGUACGCCCUCAGGGUUGGACAGUACAGAAAGCAAAGAAACAGAGAGUGGAUAAGGCCCUUAAGGAUGACCCGCAAUGGAAGAAUUGGAUUGAUAUGAAAGUUAAGGAGUAUAAUGAGAGGCAGCAUAAGGAAGAAAAGCCAGAGGUGGCCAACAGCGUUCUGCCCUCACGGAUCUCCUUCUUCACGUCAACAGACCUUGCUGCAAUAAACAGUGCACCAGAGAACUUCCAGGAUCUGAGAUCUCGAUGGAUCCUCGAUAAUGCCUCGUCGAUGCAUGUUUGCAAUGACCGAAGCAGAUUCACCACGUAUACACCGACGAAUUCGAGUCUAAAGACUGGUGACUUGACGACAAAGGUAGAGGGACUCGGUACAGCGGAACUUCGAGGUGUGGACCCUUCAACGGGCAAGGAGAAAGCUAUUACGCUGAGUAACGCCCUAUAUUCACCGGGAUUUCAUACCAACCUUGUGUCGUACGGAGCGUUAAAGAAGAAAGGUGGACGCUGGGACGAGGAUGGAGAUUGCAUUCGUGACCCUAAUGACACACCAGUUGUCAGCCUGAAACCACUGGCUUCGUUGAACCUAUGGGCAUUUGAUAUACCCCAAACAGCAGGUCAUGCCUAUGCAGUACGAAGGUCUGAACAGCCAAUUGUGGCAGAGGCCUCUGCAGAGAUAUGGCAUAGAAGACUUGGGCAUGUUUCACCACGGGUCGUACAGAAAGCAGCAGAUAUGGUUGAUGACAUUAAGAUCAAAGGCGACCUAUCAGUAUCGAGUCAACCGACAGACUCAGUGUCGACAGAAACGAGCAUUUGUGAGGUCUGCAAGCUAUCUCAUGCACCAAGACAGAUCUCAAGGCGUCCUACUGGACAGACAUUCGGACGGUAUGGGCAUGACCUGCUGUUUGGGGUAUAUCAAAUGCCCAUAGGUUCAACGAAGCCAGUGGUUUCAGGCUGA
Penicillium argentinense is the source of this 1842-nucleotide messenger RNA. RefSeq names its product GAG-pre-integrase domain-containing protein. Lineage: Eukaryota; Fungi; Ascomycota; Eurotiomycetes; Eurotiales; Aspergillaceae. The record is from RefSeq and is a predicted model, not a curated record. The transcript has a single exon. The coding region runs from base 1 to 1842 and encodes 613 amino acids.